This is a messenger RNA of Ochotona curzoniae (black-lipped pika), 2392 nucleotides long. RefSeq names its product zinc finger protein 699-like. Bases 261 to 2204 code for a protein of 647 amino acids. Gene Ontology annotation, biological process: regulation of transcription by RNA polymerase II. Gene Ontology annotation, molecular function: DNA-binding transcription factor activity, RNA polymerase II-specific; RNA polymerase II transcription regulatory region sequence-specific DNA binding. The transcript is spliced from 6 exons. The record is from RefSeq and is a predicted model, not a curated record. Gene Ontology annotation, cellular component: nucleus. NCBI's taxonomy places the organism in Eukaryota, Metazoa, Chordata, Mammalia, Lagomorpha, Ochotonidae.
CACAGCGGUGCGUGUCCGCUGGCCGGGUGGUCGCUGGACACCGAGGCCCGGCCGCCUGCUGGCCUGCUGGCCGGGUGGUCGCUGGACAGCGAGGCCGAAGCCUGGUGGGGCACACCCGGGUCACCCCAAGGCCCAGCGGGCUGAAGCCGCGAUCGGACAGUCCUCGGGCGGCCCUCCUCCUGCGCUGACCUGUGAAUUUCCACGGAUGCAGGAGCAACCUGGCGAGGGAGAGAGCAGUGUGUGAGUUACGGAGGGACACGAUGCAGGCCUCUGUGGUCCUCGAGGACGUGGCCGUGGACUUCACCCGGGAGGAGUGGGCUUUGCUGGACCUUGCUCAGCGGAGCCUCUACAGAGAGGUGAUGCUGGAGACCUGCUGGAACCUGGCCUCACUCGGGUACCUGCUGCACACACCCCAGCUCUUCUCCCAGGAGCUACAAGCGGAGGCCCCAAAGACAGCAAGAGGAAGACUUACCCAAGACGUCUGUCCCAUGGAGCACCAGGAAGGCAAGAAUCCUUGGGAUAAACGGUCCUUGCCAGACUGCUCAAAGUCCUCAGUGUACAGGUGCCCUCCCUUUUUCGUUUCAGCCUUUGAAAUACAACCAAAAGCUAAGGAACCAGUUGCUCUGCGAGAUAUGUAUGGAGAAAAAGCAUCCCAUGAACAGAAAAUUCUAAGAUUCAAAAGGAAUGAUUCUUGGUCUUCCAUUUUACAUGAAAUCUGGGAAUACCAUGAUACUGAUUAUCGGAACAAAAACCAGGAGAGACAGCUGAGUCACGUGGCAGAGAAUCCCUAUAAAUACAACGAGGAGCAUCAGCGUGGACACAGCUUGAACCAAGUCCCAAAUGUCAAGGGCGUGACUGCAGUCAGUUCCUACGAAUGCCACGAGUGUGGCAAGGUCUUCACGGAUCAUCCAUCACUUGAGGCCCACCUGAGCUCUCACACAGGGAGCAAGCCCUACCGGUGCAAGGAGUGUGGGAAAGCCUUCCACUUCCUCGCUUGUUUUAAGAAGCACGUGAACACUCCCAAUGAAGGGAAGCCCUACACGUGUAAGGAAUGCACGAAAGCCUUCCGCUGUUCCUCCCUCUUCAGGGCACACAUGAAGAUCCACACGGGAAAGACCAGCCAUGAAUGCCAGGAAUGUGGCAAAGCCUUCAGCUGCUCUUCUUCCCUCACAGAACACAAAAGAAUUCACAGCGGAGAUAAGCCCUACGAAUGUAAGGAGUGUGGCAAAGCCUUCAGCUGCUCCUCCUCCCUGUCCAAACACAAGAGGAUGCACAGUGGAGACAAGCCGUAUGCGUGUAAGGAAUGUGGGAAGGCCUUCAGCUCUUCCUCUCACCUCAUCAUCCACAUACGGAUUCAUACCGGGGAAAAGCCCUAUGAAUGUAAGGAUUGUGGCAAGGCCUUCAGCGAGUCUUCCAAACUCACCGUACAUGUGAGAACACACACAGGAGAGAAGCCCUACAAAUGCCAGGAGUGUGGAAAAGCUUAUAACUGCCCCUCCUCCUUGAGUAUCCACAUGAGGAAACACACUGGAGAGAAACCCUACGAAUGCCUGGAGUGUGGGAAAGCCUUCUAUCUGCCCACCUCCCUUAAUACACACGUGAAAAAUCAAAGCAGAGAGAAGCCUUGUGAGUGUAAGGAGUGUGGCAAGGCCUUCAGCUGUCCCUCCUCCUUCCGAGCACACGUGAAAGAUCACCCUGCAAAGAUCCAGUAUGAAUGCAAGGAGUGUGGCAAGGCCUUCAGCCGCUCCUCAUCCCUCACGGAGCACCUAAGGACGCACAGUGGAGAGAAGCCUUACACGUGUAAGGAGUGUGGCAAGGCCUUCAUCAGCGCCUCCCACCUCACGGUCCAUGUCAGGACACACACCGGAGAGAAGCCCUACGCGUGUAAGAAAUGUGGGAAGGCCUUCAUUUACCCCUCGGCCCUGAGGAUCCACAUGAGAACACACACUGGGGAGAAGCCCUACGAGUGUAAGGAGUGCGGGAAAGCCUUUCGCCAUUCUUCCUACCUCACUGUCCACGCAAGAAUGCACACUGGAGAGAAGCCCUUUGAGUGCCUGGAGUGCGGGAAGGCCUUCAGCUGCCCCUCAUCCUUCCGAAGACACAUGAGGAGCCACACUGGAGAGAAGCCGUACGAGUGUGAGGAAUGCGGAAAAGCCUUCGUCUGUCCUGCCUACUUCCGGAGACACCUGAAGACACAUGCUUGAGAAAACAGCUAAAGGCAAGGCACGCGCGCGUGUCUGCAGCUCGGAAGAUCUCAUGGGGAAGACACUUGCCAACAUAAGAAGGUCGGAAACUGGGCUAGUCUUGUGUGCAGACUUGAGAACAUCCGAGAGAAGCCCUUUCUUGUAAGUGAGCCAUACCUCUGUGAACAGCACUUACUGAAAAAAAACAA